ACGAGGGGAGCACGAGCAGCCCCCUCCCCCUGGAAGAGCAGCUGUCACGGGCGUCCAGGGGAUGACGGAGCUCCCUCCUCCAGGCCCCCGACAGGAAAAGGCCACUGGGAAACACGGGCCAUGUGUGACUCCAGGGAGCUGCUGCUGGUGUGGCUCCUGGUGCUGGCAGUGCGUGGCACCGAGCACGUCUUCGGGCCUGGCCGCAGGGUGUGCACCAUCGGGGCUCCCAGGGGCCCCGAGUCCGAGUCUUUUGUGCAGCGGGUGUACCAGCCCUUCCUCACCACCUGUGACGGGCACCGAGCCUGCAGCACCUACCGGACCAUCUAUAGGACUGCCUACCGCCGCAGCCCCGGGCUGGCCACCAGGCCUCACUAUGCUUGCUGCCCAGGCUGGAAGAGGACCAGCGGGCUCCCCAGGGCCUGUGGAGCAGCAGUGUGCCAGCCCCCGUGCCAGAACGGAGGGAGCUGUGUCCAGCCAGGCCACUGUCGCUGCCCUGCAGGAUGGCACGGUGACACCUGCCAGACAGACGUGGAUGAAUGCAGUGGGGGACAGGGCCCCUGCCCCCAGCACUGCGUCAACACCGUGGGCAGUUACCGGUGCCGGUGUCCGGAGGGGCACAGCCCGUCCGCAGACGGUGGGCUCUGCCUGCCCAAGAGAGGGACCCCCAGGCUAGCCCCGAACCCCGCAACAGGAAGGGACCGUGCGGUAGAGGAGGAGGUGCAGAGGCUUCGGUCAAGGGUGGACGUGCUGGAGCAGAAGCUGCAGCUGGUGCUGGCCCCGCUGCACAGCCUGGCCUCGAGGGCCCAGGAGCACGGGCUCCCCGACCCCGGCAGCCUCCUGGCCCACUCCUUCCAGCAGCUGGACCGCAUCGACUCUCUGAGUGAGCAGAUCUCCUUCCUGGAGGAGCAGCUGGGGUCCUGUUCCUGCAAGAAGGAGCUGUGACAGGUUCCCAGCUCUGGCUCCUGAGAGCCCGUUGCCAUGAUGUUGGGGGGCGGGGCAGGAAGGGGUCCUAGGUAUGAACCCAGCCCCCGCCCAGCCAGCACCCCUGCACCCCACCAGUGGGCCUGUGGUGGAGGGAAGGUACGAGGGUCUUGGUUGCUGGGCAGCAUAUCGGGGGGCACCUCUGAUCUGUGUCAGAAUAAAAUGAAGGUUCAGGA
Messenger RNA from Suricata suricatta (meerkat), 1157 nucleotides. RefSeq names its product EGF like domain multiple 7 (gene EGFL7). Gene Ontology annotation, biological process: anatomical structure development. Gene Ontology annotation, molecular function: signaling receptor binding; calcium ion binding. Gene Ontology annotation, cellular component: cell surface; extracellular region. Bases 121 to 942 code for a protein of 273 amino acids. The record is from RefSeq and is a predicted model, not a curated record. The transcript is spliced from 9 exons. Lineage: Eukaryota; Metazoa; Chordata; Mammalia; Carnivora; Herpestidae.